This is a messenger RNA of Catharus ustulatus (Swainson's thrush), 2456 nucleotides long. RefSeq names its product solute carrier family 26 member 11 (gene SLC26A11). The record is from RefSeq and is a predicted model, not a curated record. NCBI's taxonomy places the organism in Eukaryota, Metazoa, Chordata, Aves, Passeriformes, Turdidae. Gene Ontology annotation, molecular function: sulfate transmembrane transporter activity. Gene Ontology annotation, biological process: transmembrane transport. The coding region runs from base 88 to 1821 and encodes 577 amino acids. Gene Ontology annotation, cellular component: membrane. The transcript has 16 exons.
GGUACCGGACUGAGGAAUCCCGCUCCGCCCCGGUACCGGACCGAGGGGUCCCGCUCCACCCCGGUACCGGACCGGGCGGUCCCGGCCAUGCCGCGGUCCCGCUGCCCGCUCCCGGCGCUGCCGAUCCUGCGCUGGCUCCCGCGCUAUUCCCUGGCCUGGCUGCCGCUGGACCUGCUGGCCGGGCUGGCCGUGGGACUGACCACCGUGCCCCAAGCGCUGGCCUACGCCGAGCUGGCCGGGCUGCCGCUGCAGUAUGGCCUCUAUUCCUCCUUCAUGGGCUGCUUCGUGUACUGCUUCCUGGGCACGGCCAAGGACGUGACCCUGGGUCCCACGGCCAUCAUGUCCCUGCUGGUGUCCUCGUACGCCUCCCACGAGCCCGUCCACGCCGUGCUCCUCGCCUUCCUCUCUGGCUGCAUCCAGCUGGCCAUGGGGCUCCUGCACCUCGGAUUCCUUCUGGAUUUCAUUUCCUUCCCUGUCAUUAAAGGGUUCACAUCAGCUGCUUCCAUCACCAUUAGCUUCAACCAGAUCAAGAACAUCCUGGGGCUGCAGGGGAUCCCGAGGCAAUUCUUCCUGCAGGUCUAUGAGACGCUGCGGAGGAUCGGGGAGACCAGGGCUGGGGACGCCGUGCUGGGGCUGAGCUGCCUGGCAGCGCUGGCAGGACUCCGGGCCGUGAGGAGCCAGGUGCCCCGAGCUGGCCCUGCGGAAUCACUGGCUGUCAGGAUCAGCCACCUCAUUGUCUGGAUCUCUGGCACGGCACGCAACGCUCUCGUUGUCCUGUUUGCUGGCCUGGUGGCUUACUCCUUCCAGGUGCUGGGCUCUCAGCCCUUCAGGCUCACGGGCAGCAUCCCCCAGGGCCUCCCACCCUUCCGGCCACCGCGCUUCUCCCUGGCGGCGCCCAACGGCACCGUCCCCUUCCAGAGCAUGGUGCAGGACAUGGGGGUCGGGCUGGCUGUGGUGCCGCUCAUGGGGCUGCUGGAGACCAUCGCCAUCGCCAAGGCGUUCGCCUCUCAGAAUGGUUACAGGAUUGACCCCAACCAGGAGCUGCUGGCUGUGGGCGUCGCCAAUGUCCUGGGCUCCUUCGUGUCCUCGUAUCCCAUCACGGGCAGCUUUGGCCGGACGGCGGUGAAUGCUCAGUCAGGGGUCUGCACCCCCGCGGGAGGGCUCGUCACAGGUGCCCUGGUCCUGCUGUCCCUGGCGUACCUCACCUCUCUGUUCUAUUACAUCCCCAAAGCGGCGCUGGCCGCUGUCAUCAUCUCGGCCGUGGUGCCCAUGUUCGACGCUGGAAUCUUCCGCACGCUCUGGCGGGUUAAGAAGCUGGACCUUGUGCCCCUCUGUGUGACAUUCCUGCUCUGCUUCUGGGAGGUUCAGUAUGGAAUCGUGGCUGGGGUGCUGGUUUCUGGGAUUCUGCUGCUCUACUCCAUUGCCAGGCCCCCCAUAAAGGUGUCGGAGGGGGCCGUGCUGCUGGUGCAGCCGGGGAGCAGCCUGCACUUCCCAGCCGUGGAGCACCUGCGGGACUGCGUGUGCAGCCGUGCCCUGGCAGCAUCUCCGCCACGCUCUGUGGUCCUGGACUGCUGCCACGUCAGCAGCAUUGAUUACACGGCGGUGCUGGGGCUGGCAGAGCUGCUGCAGGAGCUGCGCAGGCACGGCCUCUCGCUGGCCUUCUGUGGCCUGAAGGACUCUGUUCUCCAAGUCCUCCUGUCUGCAGACUUAGAAGGAUUCCAGCAUUUCCCCAGCUGGGAGGAGGCAGGGGGAGCAGAGCUGGGGGGCAGCAGGGCAGAGCCCUUCAGCAGCACUGCCGACAGCUCUGGGCUCAUCCAGUGAAACCAGGCUGGGCUGAACGUCCUGUGACACCCCGGUGACACCCAGUGACACCCAGUGACACCCAGUGACACCCAGUGACACCGACAGUCGCCGUGGGAGCCGCCUGCCCCAGCCAGGCCUGGGGGACAGAGCAGCACCAGCCCCACCCCACAUGGGCUGUGGGACAAAACUGUUCCCUGUCACGGUGACUGGUGCAAAGCCACCCUUCCUCCAGGGAGCUGCUGGCAUUUUUUAACACCUGUUUUAAUUCUGGACCUUCUCAUGUUCUGUGUCACUCCGAUGGUGACGCAGGGUGUGCUGUCCCUGGGACACUCAAAGCUGCCCCAGGGAAUGGGGGCUCAGCCUCCAGCUGCUGGGAGAGGGAAAACCUCUGCAUUGUGCUCCUUACUGAUUUUUAUCCUUACUUUUUUAUCCUUACCUUGUCUGUGUGGUGUUGUGCCAAACACUGCCCUGGGUCAGGGCUGGGCUGUCACCCUGGGCCCUGCCGAGGGGACAGGCACGGUGACACCCAGCUGUGCCCAGCUGUGGACGGGGACAGCGCCUGGUGGGGCUGGGCAGGGUUUCCCUGAAAUUGAAUUUCUCUGAACAGCCCUCGGCCAACAGCGAGGCUGUAAUAAAUCAGGAAUUGCUAAUGA